Fomitiporia mediterranea MF3/22 is the source of this 507-nucleotide messenger RNA. Its product is annotated as Pkinase-domain-containing protein. The record is from RefSeq and is a predicted model, not a curated record. Gene Ontology annotation, biological process: protein phosphorylation. Gene Ontology annotation, molecular function: protein kinase activity; ATP binding. The transcript has 3 exons. Bases 1 to 507 code for a protein of 168 amino acids. NCBI's taxonomy places the organism in Eukaryota, Fungi, Basidiomycota, Agaricomycetes, Hymenochaetales, Hymenochaetaceae.
AUGUCAAGGACAAGUUCACAGGCCAAGCACGACAUACCUCCACUCGAAAACCUGAAGCCUCUGUUUCGGCAUGACGAGGAUCCUCCCGAGUUUGACAACAUUUGGUUAUGGGCUAAGGAUGAAAAGGAUGAUAGGAAGCCAUGUCGCUUUAAACGAACUCGGGAAUUAGGAAAGGGUGCAUAUGCUGUUGUCUGGCUGAUAGAACGCGAUGACAUUCAAGAAGAUAUGAAGCUGGAGUUCGCCGCGAAAGUAGUUUCAAAGAGGACGGAACGUGACGGCAAGGAGCUGACUGACAAACAAAUAAAACACAGAGAAAGCUUCACAAAGAACGAAGCGCGUGUACUAGCUCGACUGAGGCAUAAAAACGUAAUUAUAUGCUAUGGAGCCUUCGAGAAUGAGCAUUCUUUCGUUACCAUUUUGGAGUACGCAAGAGGAGGUGACCUUUUUAAACGCCUUCAGGAGGCUGGAAGAUUUACAGAAAGAGAUGUGGCACACUAUAUUCAGUGA